CCCUACAUUUCCGGUUGUGUAGUAGCCAAUCAGGAGUCACAUCCUGGAGCAACGCACUGUAACUGUAGUGUGUGGCUCGGAACCGGACGGCUAGUCGGCUAACCCACCGACAGAAGGCUAAAAACAAAACACCGUAUAUUUGUUAGGUUUCCCUGUUUGUUCGCUCUGAACAUCACCCGGGUAACCGCCUCACAUCGCAGCAGCACACUGCACCAUGGUAGGCGUUAAAGUGAUCGGGAGCGACCCGGACUUCCAGCCGGAGCUAGCCGCUGCCGGCUCCAGGCUCGCCGUGGUGAAGUUCACAAUGGCCGGGUGCCGGCCAUGCAUCAGAAUAGCUCCAGCUUUCAACACGUUGAGUAACAAAUACCCACAGGUCGUCUUCCUCGAAGUAGAUGUUCACGUCUGUCAGGCAACGGCUGCAGCCAACAACAUCUCAGCGACACCAACGUUCCUGUUCUUCAGGAACCGGGUGCGGGUCGAUCAGUACCAAGGGGCAGACGCUGCAGGUCUGGAGGAGAAGAUCAAACAGCACACAGAGAACGACCCUGGAAAUAGCGAGGACUCUGACAUUCCUAAGGGAUAUAUGGACCUCAUGCCUUUUGUGAACAAAGCCGGUUGCGAGUGCCUCAACGAGAGCGACGACUGCGGCUUCGACAACUGUUUGAUCAAAGACUCGUCCUACCUGGAGUCUGACUGCGAUGAACAGUUCUUGAUAACGAUCGCCUUCAAUCAGCCUGUGAAGCUCUUCUCUAUGAAACUACUGUCCUCAGACUUUGCCCAAGCCCCUAAGGUGGUGAAGGUGUUUAUCAAUCUCCCUCGGUCGAUGGGGUUCGACGACGCAGAGCGGAGCGAAGCCACUCAGACUCUGGAGCUGUCUGAGGAAGAUUACAAAGAAGACGGUUUGAUUCCUCUGCGCUAUGUCAAGUUUCAGAACGUACAGAGUGUUACAUUGUUCAUUAAGUCAAACCAAGGAGGCGAGGAGACGACAAAAAUCAACUACCUGACAUUCAUAGGCACUCCGGUGCAGGCCACUAACAUGAACGAUUUCAAAAGGGUCGUAGGGAAGAAAGGCGAGAGUCACUGAGCAGGAGAACAAAGGGGAGGAUGAGGAGGAGGCUGAAGAUGCAUCCAAGGACUUUCCCCCUCUCUGCCAAAGCUGUCACACACAUGAUGCUCACAUACAAACACACACAAACACACAGGGCCUCCAACUGUCCUCCUCGAGCUCUGAAUGAAUGCUCCACCUGUGGAGUCUAUAAAUCAUUUGUAUUUUAAUUCUGAUGGAACCUCUGUAAAUAAAACACGAUCCUUUUUCAAAGGCA
This is a messenger RNA of Maylandia zebra (zebra mbuna), 1322 nucleotides long. It is a transcript of the gene txnl1, whose product is annotated as thioredoxin-like 1. Lineage: Eukaryota; Metazoa; Chordata; Actinopteri; Cichliformes; Cichlidae. The record is from RefSeq and is a predicted model, not a curated record.